Messenger RNA from Funneliformis geosporum, 1089 nucleotides. The record is from the annotation of a GenBank genome assembly. Lineage: Eukaryota; Fungi; Glomeromycota; Glomeromycetes; Glomerales; Glomeraceae.
AUGUCAACUGUUGUAAUUCGACCAGGUGGCCCUACCGAGCCUCAAUAUCUUCCAGCAAGAAAUUAUUCUACAGUUAGACAAACCAAUAACAACGCACCACAUUUCGAAUAUGUUUCGUAUGAUAGGGUUCAAGAUCUAUAUGAACAAAGAAAAGGACAUUUUUAUUUCAUUCCCGAAGGAUUCGAACCCGUUCUGGUUCCUAAUGAUUCUAAAGCUCAAACCGUGACAAAUCUAUUGGAAACGUCAAAACCGGUUUCCACGGCUCCAAAUGUUUCACGAAUGCUUCCAGAUACUGACGUUCGUCUUCCAUCUUUCGCCUUACCUUGCGGCGUUUCCGGGCCAUCCAAGAAAGAAACUGCCCCCAAUGGGAAGAUUCCUAAAGUGAAGAAACCACCGAGACCACCAAAUGCAUUCAUUCUUUACAGACGAGCGAAGCAACCUACCAUCGUCGCACAACAUCAAGGCAUCACAAAUAACGAGGUUUCCAAAGAGAUUGGCAAGUUGUGGCAUAGCGAACCGAUGGAAGUUCGUCUUAAAUUCCAAAAGAUGGCCGAAGCAGCUAAAGAAGAGCACAUGAAAAAAUACCCAGAAUACCGAUAUCGUCCAAGAAGACCCCAGGAGAGGAAACGCCGCGUUAACACACGUGAAUCGGUCAGCCGAAGGUCAUCCCCCCCGGUUUUAUCUCAUCAUCUAACGACGCCAAUGGCCGAGAAUCCCGAGUACAUUCCAAGACGAGUUUCAUCAAUAUCUAGCGAUGGAGGUGAAAAUGGAUAUAAUGCAAAUCCUUCAGUAUCAACAAUACCAAAUCAACCGGUUUAUUAUGCAAAUUCGGAAAUAAAUUCCCCAACAGAUAAUUAUGAAAAUUCAUCUAUGCCACCACCACCACAAUUCACCUCAUAUUCGCAACAAUCAAUGAAUGAUUAUUCAGUAUUUGAACCUCAGCCACACAAUAUGUCCAACAUUUCGGAAGACGCAAUAGAAUUCACAGACUUUGAAGAUUAUAAUGAUUAUAAUCAACAAAUCGUCUCCUUAAUGGGUUCAGCGGAUCAUCAUUAUCCUCACCAAUAUAUAACCAAGAAUGACUAUUAA